This is a messenger RNA of Xyrichtys novacula (pearly razorfish), 4814 nucleotides long. The record is from the annotation of a GenBank genome assembly. NCBI's taxonomy places the organism in Eukaryota, Metazoa, Chordata, Actinopteri, Labriformes, Labridae.
AUGGCUCAUGGAAAAAAGCCAGGAACCAUCUCCAAAAUAUUGGCCCCCAACCCUCCACCGUGUCCCGGUCCAGGACUCAUUAAACAGAGCCAGGAAGAGCAGCAAGGUCUGGCAAGGGAGGUGUCUGAACAACCACAGUGUACCUUGAAGGAUGAUGAUAAUGAACAGCUGACUCCUGUCCUCCCUGAAAACCAGUAUUACAUGAGCUGUGACCCCAGUCCUGAGGACAUGGAGGACACCUGCUCUGAGUAUGACAACGUGGGCUCCGAUGUGGAGCAGGACUACGAUGAGGUGCUGCAUCUGAACAAAGAGAGUGUGGUGGACAUGAGAUACUACAAACAGUUCUCUCCUGAGGGUGGGGGCUUUAUUAAGCCUACCAAAGGUGAUGAUAUCAAUGAGAACAGCAGUGACCACUUCACCCAAAGGCCUCAUCAUGGCACUGAGGUACGUGAGGGAUCACAAGCAGACACUAAAGCUCACAAGACAAGCCAUCGCUUUAGGUCACAUUGUGUCCCGACCGCUGCGGAUGAAGCAGGUAGAGAAAUUGGGAAAGGCCAAGAGAACAGGUUCUUCUUCAGUGAUGGAGAUGAGAUAGAGGAGGUGCUGGAUGGGGCCAAAUUUAUCGAGGAUUUAGAAGAAACUGAGGAGAGUGAACAAAGGCAGACUAUCACUUAUCAGGACAAUGAGAAUGAAAGAGUUAGAAAAGGGGGCAACGAAAGAGAAAGAGAGGAUGACACUCAACUUGCAAGAAACCAUAAUAUACCAGGGGCCAGUAAAAAGUGUGAGCCGCCUCACAAGGAGAAAGAAAGGCAGGUCAAAGGACGGGGGCGAAGGGGAGCAGGUGAGAACGUUGAACAUGUUGGGGUCAAAGGGUGCUCCACAAGCGGCACAGAACAGCGUCCAAAGACUCUGACAAAGGACUGCAAAAAAGCCGCUGUGCGCACCAAAGCUAGGCCCAACUCUGGUAAGCAACAUCCCGCUGUGCAGCCUCGUCAGUCAAGCGCUCAGUCACCCACAGACACUCAGAAGCCCCAGCCUCGUAAAGAGCCCCCCAAGCCCUGUCCUGCAUCCUCUAACAGCAAGGAAGGCGACAUCAGGGUUAUUAAACAAUCCCUGGCUCCUCUCCACACACAGCAGCAGCAACAACAGAGGGAGCCACUUGAGGAGAAGCAGAGAUGGCCAGAAAACCCCCAGCAGGUAACAAACAGAGCAGGUCUUUGUAACAUCUAAUCCUUUGUGGCUCAUGCUUGUUCUUGUCUCUGCACAAUCAUCCAAUUCAACGGUGAAAUAAGAAAGAGUUUGAUAGCAUCCCUGGUUACAGAUAGUCUUCAAUGCCUGUGGGAUUAGCAUCUACUCUAGAAAACAAGAAACAUUUGAAACCUGGUUGAAAAGCCUCCAUUAAAGCAGAUGUUUGCACACAACAGGGUGAGAAGCCAUUGAGUACAGCUGUGAUACCCGAGGAGCUGCCGGAGCAGCCACAGAGGCCUCAGUGUCCAGAACUCGUCCCUGCGGAGGAGAGCAACUCACCCAAGGUAAGGACUGAAAGUUUCAGUUGACAUAUCUGAUCUAAUGUAACACUUAUUUUUGCCACCAUCUAUUUCUCCUCUGCUCUAUGAUUAGAUUUUCCUCAUUCGCACCUGAAGUGAAUUAAUGCUUAAGCUUAAACGAUAAUUUCUGAUUGUAUACUGGACUAUUACCAUGAAAAUGUUUUCAAGAUUUCCGCCUUACUAAUGAACUUGUCAACUUGUCUUUAAGAAAACACAAGAGGCUGCUGCGUUCCCCAGUUUUGAAGAUGGUAAUUAUCCUCAAAUUAAGUUCUUGAAUUUUAUAGUUUUCCCAAUUUAUUGCGCAGAUUAUUUCCUUCUCCCUUUGCCCAGUCCCAGGUCCAUGUGAGCCAGAGGAUCUUAUUGAUGGAAUCAUCUUUGCUGCAAACUACCUUGGCUGCACUCAGGUGUUGUCUGAUAAAAACCCAUCCAAGUCUGUCCGCAUGUCCCAGGCCCACGAAGCUGUCAGUCGUAUUAAGGUAAUCUCCAUUUUUAUAGAUGUUUCAGUCAAAUCAAAGAGAUUACUGUACACCCUCUCCCUGCUGGUCUGUUGAGGAUGAUCUACAUCUAUGAUUUUUAUCAUAAGGCGGGUCCUUUUUCUGCUUCAGCCAUCAAAGUAAUAACGAUAAAGACCUGUUGCUAAACCUUAAAGGUGUGUUUGCAGGUUGAAGUAAUUUUGUUUUUGUAUCUAUUUUAUCUAUUUUGCCAUUAUGUUUGUGAGGCUUACUUUAAGCAGCAGAAUCAAUUUUGACCACACGGUGGAGCUGCUGCAUGCUCUUGGUGCUCACUUGCCAAUGUUAGUGUUUGGGUAAUAAGAAGAAACACUGCAUUGUGGACUUAACAUGCGAAACUCCAACUGCCUGAUACACUGUUUAUUUCCUAGAGCCAAGAUGAAGACUCUCAAAUGAUGACAGAGGUUGACCUAUUUAUCUCAACCAAGGCUGUCAAAGUGCUGAAUGCUGACACACAGGUCAGAUCUAUGUUCAAGUGUAUCCUCCUCAGUGUAAAAUAUGUCAGUCAAUCUAUUUCCAGGCGCUGUAAGUAAUGAUUGACGUUUUUUUUGUCCAUAUAGGAGACGAUGAUGGACAGUGCCUUGCGAACCAUCUCCUACAUCGCUGACAUUGGCAGCAUUGUGGUUCUGAUGGCACGUAUGCGCAUGUCUCAGGCCUCAUCGGAGGAUUUCUCUGAAUCCGCAGACUCCUCCGGUGAAGGGAAAAAUCAGUACAGGAUGAUCUGCUAUGUCUUUGAGUCUGAGGAUGUAAGCAGACACGCAUUGUUUUUCAUUGAAAUACAUUUUUCUUUGUUUUUGUUUUUUUUUAAACACCAUGUAAAUUUCUGAAUGCUGUUUCUCCUUGUUGUUGUCAUCUGGGAAAGCCUUCUCGCUGAGUGGUUCCCCCCUUAAUUUCUCCCCUUCCCACAGGCACAGCUUAUCGCACAGUCCAUUGGUCAAGCUUUUAGCGUGGCCUACAGAGAGUUCCUGCGAGCCAAUGGCAUCAACCCGACUGACCUGAGCCAGAAACAAUACAGUGACAUCAUCAACUCCCAGGAAAUGUACCACGAUGACCUUGUCCAUUUCUCAAACUCAGACAACUGUAAAGAGGUUCAACAUAUUUCAUUCCUCUUCACAUGAAUUGUAGAUUAAGAGUAAUGGAUUUCGUAAAUAUGAAUGGCUGUAUCAGUUAGAAUCUCACAUAUCUUCUAAACUCAGAUAUGAAAAAUGUAACAGAAGCUUUGAUUGUUUUCCAGUUGUAUGUAGAGAAGCAGAAAGGGGAGAUCCUCGGUGUGGUGAUCGUGGAGUCGGGUUGGGGAUCCAUUCUGCCCACUGUCAUUCUGGCCAGCAUGCUGAACAGCGGUCCUGCAGCUCGCUCUGGAAAACUCAGCGUUGGGGACCAGAUUAUGUCCAUCAAUGACACCAGCCUGGUGGGGCUGCCUCUUGCCACCUGUCAGGGCAUCAUCAAGGUACAGAGCAAAACCCUCAGUUUUCACAAAUUAAGUGUUCAUGGAGGCUUUAUGGCACAAAGGACUGCGUUUAUCAUAUUUUUAAGUAACAUAUUAGUAUAUUUAUAAGUAACAGCACACUUGUUACUCUCUGCACUUUGACUCUAAUGUGCUUAAUGUUUUUAUUUUUUGCUGGACAUUAUCCAGGGUCUGAAGAAUCAGGUGAAGGUCAAACUGAGUAUUGUAAGCUGCCCACCAGUCACCACCGUCCUUAUCAAAAGACCUGAUCUCAAGUUCCAGCUCGGCUUCAGUGUGCAGAACGGCAUCGUGAGUAAACUUGUAAAGCAUGACAUCAAACUUCAGGUUGAGGCUUAAAGUGAACGGUCGGAGAUUUCUGAAGAGUGCAGCUGUUUUUUUAAGACGAGGGCUGCACUGUGUCCUGCUUUUCUUAAUAAGGUUUCUCCUUUCUGUUCUCAGAUCUGCAGUCUGAUGCGAGGCGGCAUAGCUGAGCGAGGUGGUGUUCGAGUUGGACAUAGAAUCAUUGAAAUAAAUGGUCAAAGUGUUGUUGCCAUGGCACAUGAGAAGAUUGUUCAAACCUUGUCUGUUUCAGUCGGUGAGGUAAGACCUUCUGCUGUCACAAGAUAGUUUUUACUGAUUGCUGCGCCACACAAAUCACUUGAGUAUAGACAGACCUUUUAAAAGAUAGAUUUAAGUUUUUAGGGGGUAAAAUCAAUAAAAUCUGCAAAAAGUAGAAAGUCAAAUAUCAAAUUGUGUAGAAGCAGUGCAGUAGAUAAAGAAUGAUUGCUUUAAGGAAAUUUUUGGAAAUGUUUUUAUUCGAUUGAGCUUGUAGUAAACAAUUGAUCUGCACAUUUUUUCAUUAAAAACAGAUCGAUUUGGUCUUCUUAAAGAAGGGUUUGACACAAUGUUAAGAGAUACACAUGAAGAUAGAUAUGACUGUCAUGUUUUUGUAAUAGUCUGCUAGCACCUGGUUAACCUAGCAUAAUUAAAACAAGAAAAUAACUAGCGGUAGUGAAAUUUGAGCUCCUUUUGCCCACAAAUACACAUCAUAUCUCAUUUGACAUAUGAACAACCAUAUCAGACUCCAUCUCUAAAAAGUACAUGUUGUUUUGUGUUCAAAUGUUUUAGUUGACAUGUAUAAAGUAUCUUUGCCAGUUCUUUGAAAUAUAGGCAAGUUAGUUCCUUUGUUCAAGUGUUCCUGGUCUGCUUUAAAAGUGACCCUCUCUCAUCUCUGUCUCUCAGAUCAACAUGAAGACAAUGCCUGCUGUGAUGUUCAGACUGCUGACAGGACAGGAGACGCCUAUCUACAUCUAG